This is a messenger RNA of Trematosphaeria pertusa, 1802 nucleotides long. RefSeq names its product aromatic compound dioxygenase. Gene Ontology annotation, molecular function: catechol 1,2-dioxygenase activity; ferric iron binding. Lineage: Eukaryota; Fungi; Ascomycota; Dothideomycetes; Pleosporales; Trematosphaeriaceae. The transcript is spliced from 3 exons. The coding region runs from base 362 to 1399 and encodes 345 amino acids. Gene Ontology annotation, biological process: catechol-containing compound metabolic process. The record is from RefSeq and is a predicted model, not a curated record.
GUGGAUAGUUAUCGGAUGUCAACCUUGGAAUGCCCCACAUCAGUUACCGAGCGCCCCUCCGACCUCAUCUCUUCGCAACCACAAGCGGGGUAGCACGACCCGUUAGACCUUCAUUUCCACGCCAGUGAACCUAUGAGCGAUCGUAGAUCCUGAUCAUGUCAGCAAUUGGAGAUCGAACUCUAGGAGCUGCGGAAUGCGCCCGCCAUCUUUCAACAUCAAUUGCUAAUCGUUUAGGACGCUUCAUUAGAAGAGCUUUCGAGCUGCAGCCGUUGGGACUUGUCUUUCAUUUCUCUUCACAUUUACUUCUACCUCAGAUUGAAUAUCCUGCUGUCGCCGCACGCGUCAUUGCGGAGCACCAGCCAUGUCCUUCAGCGUCGACCCCGACGCUUCCAACACGACAGGAUCGAAACCGAAAGUCGAUGUCCCUAUCCUUAAAGAUCUUACCAUCGACAACAUAACUGAGAAUGUGCACCGCAUCAACUCGCAAGCCGAUGAUGCACGGCUCAAGUAUGUCCUCGAAAGACUAGUCUCGCAUAUGCACGAUUUCGCGCGCGAGACGCGAUUGAGUACGAAGGAGUGGAUGGCGGGAAUAGAGUUCUUGACUGCUGUGGGGAAGAAAUGCACCGAUGUGCGACAAGAGUUCAUCCUCCUCUCCGACACCCUCGGCCUCUCCCUUCUCGUCGACUCCAUUGACCACCCCAAACCGCCCGCCAGCACCGAAGGCACCGUCCUCGGCCCCUAUCAUACGCACGACGCCCAAGAUAAAUCCGCGGGCACUAAUAUCUCCGCCGACCCCGACGGCGAACCGCUCCUCUGUCUUUGCACCGUAAAGUCCACAACCGGCGAGCCCAUCCCCGGCGCGAAGAUCGACGUUUGGGAGACGGAUAGCAAGGGCGUGUAUGACGUGCAAUAUGAGGAUUAUAGUGGCGAAAAACCAGAUGGGAGGGCGGUGUUGAGGAGUGAUGACCAGGGAGUGUUUUGGUAUAAGGCGAUCGUGCCGGUGCCGUAUCGAAUCCCGAAUGACGGGCCUGUGGGGGUUAUGCUGGAGAAGCUAAAACGGCACCCAUGGAGGCCGAGUCACAUGCAUUUUAUGUUUGAGAAGGAGGGCUUUGAUCAUUUGAUCACCGCACUCUAUCUCCGAGGCGACCCGUAUGAGACAUCUGAUGCGGUAUUUGGAGUCAAGGAGUCGCUCAUCGUGGACCUCGGCACGGUAAAUGCUGAGCAGGCGAAGAAGUACGAUAUCAAAGAGGGCUCGAAACUGCUUACGUACGAUUUUGUGCUCGUCACGGACGAAGAUACGAAGAAGUUGAGGGAUGCGGAGGCGAUGAAGGCUAUGAAGGCUCUGGGAAGGGAUCGUAUGAAGAUCCUUGAGGGUCUUCCCGUGCCGGAUGUCGACUAGAAGGCUGAAAACCGGGUUCAUGUAGAGAAUGUGGGAGAAGCUAGGCGUCUGAGUGGCUGGAGUCCAGAAGAACGUCUCGCGUUUCCGCAGCCCAAGAACUCGUGCAAAGGCGGUCUGAUCUCUCGUCUACACGACAUCGUGCCAUUGUACCCACCUGUGAAGGCCUCCAGGGUGGCUGUUACGUGCGUCGUUAUAUCCGGAGAAUGCAACACCGGGAGAGGGAGAGUAAGGGUGGACGGUAGCACUUGGACGAAGGACUCCGGGAAUCGAAAAUGAUGGAGAGGCAAACCAUCGUUUGUUUGAAUUUUCCUUUUAUCACUCCGAACUUUGCAGCACUGCGCGGUUGGGCGCACAGCCACUGUGGCAUUGAGGAUUGACGUAACUGGACCAGAGAGGCUUAGCG